UCGCGGCCACUGGCUGCACCUCCGCGGCCUGCACAAUAGAGGCUCCGCCUCCCUCUGCGCUGCUCGCAGUCCCUCCGCAUCGGGCGGUCCUCGCCCCAGGUUCCCAGCAGCCCGCGCUGGGCCACCCCGGGCUCCCUGCCGCUGCCCGAGCUCCGCCCGGCGCUGCCCGACCCAGCCUCCCGCCUGAGGACGCCGUCACCUCCACUUCCCUGCGUCCAGGGCCGCUCGCACCCACCCGGACGGAGAUGACCCGGGUCCCGGGGGCGCCCCGGCCACGCGCGCUCACCUGCACCCGGCCGGGGAAGGCGCUCUGAGCUCCGCCUGACCAGCCGUCCCCUGGCACAGCCGCUGCGGGACCCAGCCCCAGCCGAUCCGGCCCAGCCCCUCUGUCUCGCCCUCAUGGCCCAGCCUCUGCUGCUGGCUCUCUGGCUGGCUCUGGGAGUGGCCCUCAGUGUGGCCGCUGUGACCCCCGCAGGCACCAGCGAGCCCCCUACCGCGCCGACCGUGGCCCCCACGGAGGCCGAGACCCUGCAGAGCGAGGCCGACAACCAGGAGAACGUCCUGUCUCAGCUGCUGGGCGACUAUGACAAGGUCAAGGCUGUGUCCGAGGGCUCCGACUGCCAGUGCAAAUGCGUGGUGAGACCCAUGGGCCACGACGCCUGCAAGAGGGUCAACGCCGGGGCCUCCAGGAAGGAGGACUUCUACACCGUGGAGACCAUCACCUCGGGCCCGUCCUGCAAGUGCGCCUGCGUCGCUCCGCCCUCCGCCCUCAACCCCUGCGAGGGGGACUUCAGGCUCCAGAAGCUCCGGGAGGCCGACAGCCGCGACUUGAAGCUCGCCACCAUCAUAGACAUGCUGGAGGGCGCGUUCUACGGCCUGGACCUCCUGAAGCUGCAUUCGGUCACCACCAAGCUGGUGGGGCGAGUGGACAAACUGGAGGAGGAAGUUUCUAAAAACCUCACCAAGGAAAACGAGCAAACCAGAGCGGACGCGGGAGGAGUCCGCGCGGAGGCGAAGGAGCGAGGAGGCGGGGAGAACUGCUCCCAGGCGGCGGCCGGGCUCCCGGGGGCGGGGGCAGGCCCGGCCCUGCAGAGGGACGAGGCCGCCUACGCCCACCCCGAGGAGCAGUAUGAAGAGGAGUUCCUGCGGGAGGAGACCGUGUCCCAGCACGUCAACGCCAUCGAGCUCCUGCGGACGCAGCCCCUGGCUCCGCCCGAGCUGGUGCGGCCGCGGCAGCCAGUCCAGAGGCAGGUGUCCCUGCGGGGCCGGCCGGCCUCCAAGCCUGCCGUCAUCCGGGGCAUCACCUUCUACAAAGCCCAGGACCCCGAGGACGAGAACGGCAUCGAAGAGCAGCAGGACCCGUUCUCCGGCGGGGACAGCGGUGUGGACUUGCUGAUCGAGGACCAGCUGCUGAGACACAACAGCCUGCUGCCCACUGAGCCCCGCAGGCCGGCAGCCGCCCACCACGGCACGGCUGCACCCGCCGGGGUGUCCGCGCCGCGGCCUCAGGCCUCCCCCUCGGCCCCCCGUGUCCCUGCUGCCUCCGCCGAGCCGGUCCCCACGCCACAGCCAGCCACCGUCCCUCCAGCCCCCGGGGGGGCCCCGCCCCCCACCGUGGCCCCCACGGCCACCCCCUCUCCUCCGGCCCCAGCUUCCCUGCCAGCGGCUCCUGGGGACACACGCCCGUCCACAGUGCCCCCCACCGCGGCCGGCACAGGCUCCCCGGGGAAGGCCGCCCCGGCCGCGGGCACCGCGGGCCCCAGCGCGCUCCCGGAGGACGACAUCCGGAACGUCAUAGGAAGGUGCAAGGACACGCUGUCCACCAUCACGGGGCCCACCACCCAGAACACGUUCGGGCGGAGCGAGGGCGCCUGGAUGAAGGACCCGCUGGCCAGCGACGAGCGCAUCUACGUCACCGACUCGGCCUACGGCAGCACGCUGGUGGAGUUCCGGAACCUGGACAACUUCCGGCAGGGCCGCUGGAGCAACUCGUACAAGCUGCCCUACAGCUGGGCGGGCACGGGCCACGCGGUGUAUGGCGGCGCCUUCUUCUACAGCCGCGCCUUCGCCCGCACCCUCAUCAAGUACGACCUGCGCCGCCGCUUCGUGGCCGCCUGGGCCCUGCUGCACGACGUGGCCUACGAGGAGGCCGCGCCCCGCAGCUGGCAGGGCCGCUCCGACGUGGACUUCGCCGUGGACGAGAACGGGCUGUGGCUCAUCUAUCCCGCCCUGGACGAGGAGGGCCUGGGCCAGGAGGUGAUCGUGCUGAGCAAGCUCAACGCCGCGGACCUGAGCACCCGGAAGGAGACGACGUGGCGCACGGGGCUGCGGCGCAGCCUGUACGGCCACUGCUUCGUCAUCUGCGGCGUGCUGUACGCCGUGGACAGCCACCGCCAGCGCAACGCCAGCAUCUCCUACGCCUUCGACACGCACACCAACACGCAGAUCGUGCCGCGGCUGCUGUUCGAGAAUGAGUAUUCCCACACCACGCAGGUCGACUACAACCCCAAGGACCGGCUGCUCUACGCCUGGGACAACGGCCACCAGGUCACCUACCACGUCAUCUUCGCCUACUGACCCGCCGAGCAAUGUGCCCGGCCGCUGCACCUUUAGUGCAUUGCACGUGUGUGUGCACUGCACCUGUGUGUGUGCGCGUGUGUGCACAAGUGUGUGUGUGAAUGUGUGUGUUUACAUGUGUGCACGUGUGUGUGCAGAUGGGCAAGUGCUGUUCAAAAACGUGUUGUUUGUAUAUGUAAAGUGACAGUUUGGGUCUAUUUUUUUAUAUGGGUUGUAGAUCGACCCGCGCGUGUGUGCUGGCUCAUCCUCUGCAGUUUAUAUUUUUGAGCAAAUGAACUUCUUGGGCCAGUGACCCCCUCCCUCUGAGCCUCCGCCCUCUGGCCCCCGCUGGUGAGGCCUCCAUGGCUAUUGGCCAAGGCACCACAGGGAGCGAGGGAGGCAGGACGGCAGGGGCAGGAAAAGUUAUGUGCUGGAGAAGUUUCAAAAUCCCAGAAACUGCUUUUUUAAAUAAAGAAGAGUUUAAAAUGA
This is a messenger RNA of Pipistrellus kuhlii (Kuhl's pipistrelle), 3045 nucleotides long. RefSeq names its product olfactomedin like 2B (gene OLFML2B). Bases 400 to 2577 code for a protein of 725 amino acids. The transcript is spliced from 8 exons. Lineage: Eukaryota; Metazoa; Chordata; Mammalia; Chiroptera; Vespertilionidae. Gene Ontology annotation, biological process: signal transduction. The record is from RefSeq and is a predicted model, not a curated record.